Messenger RNA from Onychomys torridus (southern grasshopper mouse), 2910 nucleotides. RefSeq names its product zinc finger protein 189 (gene Znf189). The record is from RefSeq and is a predicted model, not a curated record. NCBI's taxonomy places the organism in Eukaryota, Metazoa, Chordata, Mammalia, Rodentia, Cricetidae. The transcript is spliced from 3 exons. Gene Ontology annotation, biological process: regulation of DNA-templated transcription. Bases 296 to 2122 code for a protein of 608 amino acids.
UGAAGGUUCCGGGUAACGCCUUCUGGUUCAGGGGUGGUCGGCUGUAGCACUGCUUGACUGUGAGGUGGAGAAACUGGCCAACAAGGAGACUACAGCGAAGCCCGGAAGACUGCACAGCCGGGCAGAAGACGGGGCUUGGGGUUGGGGGACAGUCAAGCAGAUUGUCUGACAUGGCCCUGGGAACGUGACCACUCUGAGACCGAGGCAGGACCUCACCAGACCCUUCCAGCGAGCCUCUCGUCUUGGCGGGGCCUAAUUUCCAGCAGCCGGCUAGGCCUCAUUCCUGAACGAGGACAUGGCGUCCCCAAGCCCACUGCUGGAGCCAAAGGAGGAGUGGGAUUAUCUGGAUCCAGCUCACAGAAGCUUGUAUAAAGAUGUCAUGAUGGACAGUUAUGGAAACCUGGUCUCUCUGGAUGUUUUAAACAGAAAUAAAGAUGAAGAGCCAACUGUGAAAGAAGAAAUCAAGGAAGACAUAGACCCACCAGGUGUAAUAGUAACAAGAAUCAAAAGUGAAAUUGACCAAGACCCUAUAGGUAGAGAAACCUUUGAACUUGUUGGUAGGUUAGAUAAACAGAGAGGGAUCUUUUUAUGGGAAAUACCACCUGAAUCUUUGACCCAGGAACAGAAAAUGUUCAGAGGGCACACUAAUGUUCGUAAGAGACCAAACUCAGAAGAGAAGUGUCAUAAAUGUGAAGAAUGUGGAAAGGGUUUUGUCCGCAAGGCCCAUUUCAUUCAGCAUCAAAGGGUCCAUACUGGUGAGAAACCAUUUCAGUGCAAUGAGUGUGGGAAAAGCUUUAGCCGAAGUUCAUUUGUUAUUGAGCAUCAGAGAAUUCACACUGGGGAACGGCCCUAUGAGUGUAACUUCUGUGGGAAAACCUUUAGUGUGAGCUCUACUCUUAUUAGACAUCAGAGAAUCCACACUGGAGAAAGGCCUUACCAGUGUAAUCAGUGUAAACAGAGCUUCAGCCAGAGAAGGAGCCUUGUUAAACAUCAAAGGAUUCACACAGGUGAGAAACCCCAUCAAUGUAGCGACUGUGGAAAAGCCUUCAGUUGGAAAUCACACCUUAUUGAGCAUCAGAGAACACACACUGGUGAAAAACCCUACCACUGUACCAAAUGCAAGAAAAGUUUUAGUCGAAACUCAUUGCUUGUUGAACACCAGAGAAUUCAUACUGGAGAAAGACCUCAUAAAUGUGGUGAAUGUGGGAAAGCAUUUCGAUUAAGUACAUACCUUAUACAACACCAAAAAAUACAUACUGGUGAGAAGCCUUUUCUUUGUAUUGAAUGUGGAAAAAGUUUCAGUCGAAGCUCAUUCCUUAUUGAACAUCAGAGGAUCCACACUGGUGAACGUCCUUAUCAGUGCAAAGAGUGCGGGAAAAGUUUCAGUCAGCUUUGUAACCUUACUCGUCAUCAGAGAAUUCACACAGGAGACAAACCCCACAAAUGUGAGGAGUGCGGAAAAGCCUUCAGUAGAAGCUCAGGACUCAUUCAGCAUCAGAGAAUACAUAUCAGGGAAAAGACUUCUCCAUACAAUGAAACUAAGGAAAGUUUUGAUCCUAACUGCAGUCUUCUUAUACAGCAGGAAGUCUACCCUAAGGAAAAAUCUUACAAAUGUGAUGAGUGUGGGAAAACUUUUAGUGUUAGUGCACAUCUGGUACAACAUCAAAGGAUCCACACUGGUGAAAAGCCCUACCUGUGUACUGUCUGUGGGAAAAGCUUUAGUCGGAGCUCAUUUCUUAUUGAACAUCAGAGAAUCCACACAGGUGAAAGACCUUAUUUGUGCAGACAGUGUGGCAAAAGCUUUAGUCAACUUUGUAAUCUUAUUCGGCAUCAGGGUGUUCACACUGGUAAUAAACCCCAUAAAUGUGAGGAAUGUGGUAAAGCCUUUAGCAGGAACUCAGGUCUUAUUCAACACCAGAGAAUACACACAGGAGAGAAACCUUACAGGUGUGAAAAAUGUGACAAAAGUUUUAGUCAACAACGCAGCCUUGUCAACCAUCAGAAGAUCCACACAGAGGUGAAAACCCAAGAAAUUUAUGAAUGUGAUGCUUGUGGGGAAGCCUUUAAUUGUCAGAUUUCUCUAAUUCAGCAUCAAAAAUUACAUAUUAUGUGGAUGCAGUAAAAUCAGAGACAUUUGUAUGCCCAAAUUUGAGACUAGCUACCAAAGUGCAGUUUUAGUAUGGCCCCAGUGUGGGUCAAAUUUAGUGAUAAAGCAAUUUAAUUUCCCCUUGGCCUUGCGCAAAUAGUUUCUAAAUAUCCUAUGAAUAGUGGACAGUGCCUGUGGAAAACUGACUUGCAAUUACUCUUGGUUUUGGGGGCCAUAGAGAUUUGUUGGUCAUUCUAAUCCCAAACUUUUAGUAGAAUUGAUUGGGCAAAGCAUAAGAGAAAUGUUCUGAAGGACCAAAUGAAAUUAAUGCAAGGGAACUAGGAGCAACUGAUGGAGAGCUGGAAAUAGUUCAAAAAGUCUUAGGUUGCCAACUCUUACAGAUGUCCUUCAGUUCCAUGAUGUUUGGCUAUCCAUGUCAAACACAGUGAUUGAGCCAAUGUAAUUUGUAAAAGUCCAGAUAUGUUUAAAGUCACCAUACACUGUUUAUCACUAUCUAAGGAAAGUUGUUGAAAAUUGUGGAAGGUGGGAGCUCCCCUGCUUCCCAGGUUGAUAAAAUGAGUGAAUCAAGUUGUAAAGGUAUUUGUAGGUAAUUAAACCAAUAAUGGUAUUACCAAGGAAUCCUUAGGAGUUCCCCCUUGGGCCUCAAAAGAUCGAAAAUUACUGGUUUAUUUUGUGCUGUCCCAUCUGUGAAACCUGUUUGUAAUACUAUAUCAAUAUAAAUUUAUUCCUGCAUAAUCAGAAACAUGUGAAAGUGUAGAUAUUUUGAUUACCAAGAAUUGGAAAUAAAAAAGACCUAAAGUAUA